GCAGCACAGAACACAGUGUAGUAAUGCAAGUGCAGAAAGAGCAAUAAAAUAAUUAUACUUUGAAACGAUUUGUAGAUGUUAAAUUUAACUAUAGCUUAUCCAACCAACAAUGACGUCACGGUGGAAUGUUUGACGGGCAGAUAUUGUUAUGUUUUAAUUUCACCGGAAAAGCUAUGAUGAACAUAACAGCGGGAAUUUUGUAAUUUCAAAACCCAUAUCCAGAAAUUUGCAUCACAGGCUACAGACUCAUACAUUUACAUUACAAUGGGAGUGACUGACCUUUGGCAGAUAAUAGAGCCUGUCAGAGAGCAUGUCCAUCUUCAGAGUCUUGGUGGAAAAACCUUGGCUGUCGAUCUGAGUCUCUGGGUGUGUGAAGCACAGUCUGUGAAGGGAAUGAUUGGAGUAGUCAGCAAACCUUAUCUCAGGUACCUUUCUUUGGAGAUAAAUCUAUUCUUCCGUGUUUCUUCACUGAACCUUUUGGGAGUGAAACUGGUAUUUGUGGUUGAAGGAGAAGCACCAAAACUAAAAGCCAAGAAAAUGAGCAUGAGGCAUGAAAUGAGAUUUGGGCCAUCAAUAAAGAGCUGUUCUGCCACUGCAAGAACUGGGAGGUCAUGUUUUAAAGUGAUUCUAAGAGAGUGCUGCGAAUUGCUAGAUUGUCUUGGAAUACCAUGGGUUCAAGCUGCUGGUGAGGCAGAAGCAAUGUGUGCUUAUCUGAAUGCUAAUGGUUAUGUAGAUGGGUGCAUCACAAAUGAUGGCGAUGUUUUCUUGUAUGGAGCACAGACAGUUUACAGAAAUUUCACUAUGAACACCAAGGACCCUCAUGUAGAUUGCUACAGGAUGCCAUCAGUUAAACUAAAGCUAGGUUUGGACAGAGAUGCCCUUGUGGGAUUGGCAGUACUGCUGGGCUGUGAUUACCUCCCAAAAGGAGUUCCAGGAGUUGGGAAGGAGCAGGCUAUAAAGCUGAUUGAGCAUUUAAAAGGACAGAGCUUGCUAAAAAGGUUCAGAAUGUGGAAGGAGCAGUUUAAGAAUUCCAGUCUCCCAUCUAGUCAAGUUAAAAAGACAUCUCACUGUCCUGUUUGUCAGCAUCCAGGCUUAGCAAAAGAUCAUGAGCGAAUGGGCUGUAGAUUUUGUGAAAGUACCCGAUUCUGUGAACCACAUGACUAUGAUUAUUGCUGUCCUUGUGAAUGGCAUCAAGCUGAGAGAGAGAAGCAAGCUAAUUCUGCAGAAUAUAACAUCAAAAAAAAGGCUAGAGCUUGUGAAGGGUUUCCUUUCGACGAGGUUCUCAAAGAAUUCCUCAUCACUAAAGACAAGCCUGUUAUGAUUCUUCAAUGGAAGAGGCCUCGUUUAUUGCUUCUUCAGAAUUUUGCUUUCUGCAAAAUGGAGUGGCCUAAGCAUUAUACCUGUGAGAAGGCAUUGCCCUUACUGACAUAUUUUGACAUGGUAGAACGAAAGAUGGGCAAGAAAGAUUCCAGUCAGCUUCAAGCACAAAGAAUUUUGAAGACAAGAGUUCGACAUGGAGUACUAUGCUUUGAAGUAAUGUGGCAAAAACCAGAUUAUUACGUCUAUUCAGAUUCACUGCCUAAGGAUUGCCAGGAUUCUGUUACAACUGUAGAGGAACAGUUGCUCUUUGAAGCUUCAUAUCCAGAUAUUGUAGUUACAUUCCAAAAGGAAAAAGCAGAUGCUGAAACAAAGAAAAUGACCAGCAAACAUAGCAAGUCAAAACCCGCACAAUCCCAAGAUCCUGAUGAUGCUGUUGCCUUGCUACUUUCUCAGAUGAACUUAAAUGCAGCAUCUGAAAAUUGUUCUGUAGACUAUUCUUGCGCCAUAGAUUACUGCUGUGAAACCGUAUCUCUUCAACUAAGUGCCUUGAAAUCUUCUGCUGUUCAGCCUAGGCCGGCUUCUUCCUGUAAAGAUAAACCCUUUCAGGACAAUACUGACAAGUAUUGCAACAAGCCUGAGCUAAGUACUUCUGACUACUACUCUGCCUCAUCACAGGAUCAGGAUUUCCUUAGCGAGACGUCUCCCAAUGUCUCUGCAAUUGUUUCAGAGCUGAAUUUGAGUGCCAUUGAUUGGGAAUCAACAUCCUUCAGUACACCAUUGUCCACAUCUUCUCAAAAUAGUGUUACUUCAGAGAGAAGUCUAACUGAAGUCCUACAUCCUAAGAACAGCCAGCCGCAGCAAGUGGUGUCUAAUACAAUAGGAUGUACUUCAACAGUCAGUAGCAAGCUGGCAUCUCUGUCUAGUCAACCUCACUAUAAUGAAGAUUGUUAUGACUACCAUUUGCUGCCAUCAGCCAAAACACUACCUUUAAAAGAGCAACUUUUGUGGAAGAAUUCAUCAGAGUUACGUUCGCAGAAUCAAAUCGACCUAUCUGAUACUGAUUAUUCAGACAGGACAGAACUUUUUUGUGUGGCAGAAAAAGGAGACGGGAAAUCAAGUACUAAAUCGCAGAGUUCACCUGCUAAACAAACGUGCAGCAUUAAACUGAUUCCAUCUAAUAGUCAGAAAGUUCAAGACACUGCACCAGAAUGUGCCUGCCUAAAAAGUGUUUUCUCAGACCUGAAUCAAAAAUGCCCCCCUCCUAAAGUUAAAUUUGGUUCCACACAAAAAGAUUAUUUUUCAGAAAGAAUGGCAGACCCAGCUGCAGUUAUCAGUAAGUUGAGGAUGUUAAAAGAAAAACAUUCCAACACAUUGGAUGUUAAUUUAGAAUUAGUUUGCAAACAGCCUAAGGCCAUUAUUCAUGACUAUAAUGAAAAACAAGUAAAAAAUGAAAGUAAAGCUGUUAUUAAAAGGAGUGUUUGUUACAAAUGUGACCCUUUUAGUGAUGACAGUGACACAGAAAACAUCUGUCAUGUAAUGCAAGAGCAGCUUAACAAAAAAAUUAAACAAAAAGGUACUUCACUUUUCAGUGAUAAAUCCUGCCCUGCUAAUGCAAAAACUGACCAGCGUGCAUUGAAACAUCUUCAUAAAAUUGAAGAUUCUGAAAAAAUAAUUAAUACAUACUCUGAAUUCAAAAAUGAUUGCUUAACUGUGAAACUGGCAGAUCUGUCUGAGAAAAAUAGAACAGGAAGUAGUGAAAAUAAUCAUGUUCAGACCUUUAAUUUCAGAAGUGAAGGUCUUCCAUCCUCUUAUUUCCAGAAUAAUUUAAAGGUGCUGCAAAGUGACACAGAUGAUUCUGAUGCUCCAGAUAGUCCUUUACCUCUCUCUGAAAGGUUGAAGCUAAAAUUCCAGCAUUAGUAGUGAUUACUGCUUAAGACAAAUAACUUAACUCUUGAUGGGUGGAAUGCUGUACAUUACUUCUCAUACAGGUUUUGAUGAUAGUGAAGUUUGUAAAUCAGAUGCAUUUAAUUACAAACUUCUCUUACAUGGAUUAUGGGGUAGUUGCUAAAGUUAUUAUUGUACAGAAAUAACUACAAUGUACGCUGCUGUAUUAGGCCAAAUAAAAGUGAACAGUAUUAGUAAUCACUAUGGGAACCUCUGACUCCUGAGCACAUCUUUCAUGAAAAAAUAAACAGAGACAGCGAGAGUCCUGUAUGAAUGGGCAUAAGCCCACCCCCUUCCUCUGGGGCAAAAAAAACUUUUUUUAUUCCUUAUGGGCACCUUCCAUUUUCUAACAGUAUAGUGUUUGAAAAGAAAGUAAAACAGGUAACUGUACACUAUGCAGGUGACAAAUACUACAGUUUGUUUUAAUAUCUGUAUGUAUUUUUAUCACAUAGAAGGACAUAUUCUGCAAACAGUAAAUAACCAUGGCAUGGUGACAUGGGGCUUUGUCACUUGGGAGUUAAACUGUCUUGCCUUGUAUUUCCCAGUUUCCAUUUCACAUAUCUGAAACUGUUACACAAUGUCUAAAGAAUAAACUUGGUGAACAUUG
Molecule: messenger RNA, 3871 nt
Organism: Protopterus annectens (West African lungfish)
Lineage: Eukaryota; Metazoa; Chordata; Ceratodontiformes; Protopteridae
Gene: GEN1
Product: GEN1 Holliday junction 5' flap endonuclease
Exons: 14
Coding region: 265-3237 (990 amino acids)
Molecular function (GO): 5'-flap endonuclease activity; four-way junction DNA binding
Source: RefSeq, a predicted model, not a curated record